UCCCUAUUUUGGCCGCCAAAUCAUUAGGCCAAAGUCCGUGCCAAAAAGAGCUAUAAAAUAACUGGAUGGUCCGUUUCAGCAUUAAGUGGAGAAUUCAAAUUGAAACGUUAAUCAUGAAGUUUUUUCAAUUUGCGACGAUUUUAGUUCUGUUGGCGAGUUUAUUUUCGCUCUCAAACGGGACCAGAAAUUUGGAUGAGAUUGAAGUCAAUGGUGGAAAGGCAUGCGCAGUAUGCACAGUGGUGGUAGGCUUAGUCGAACAGCUGGCGGAAGUGAACAACAAAACGGUGACGGACAUGGUGUCGGAGCUUUGUAUGUUCUUGCCCUCUGAAUACACGAUCCUUUGUGACAUCCUCGUUCAUCUGUGGGGACCAGCUAUCAUAGAAAAACUGAGCCGAAAAGAGAGCCCCGAUGUCGUUUGCUACAGUUUGGGCAUCUGUCACGUUGACCCGGGGUUGGAUUAUUGCCAUCUGUUCCCAGAGCCUGAAGGUGGAAUGGAGAAUGCCGUUCGCCUGUCGAGAAGCGGAUCCACAGUUCUACCAUUUUUUCACUGGUCCCUGGUGGAGCGACUGAGUUCUGCAUGUGAGCUGCCAGGCGUCAGCAUGGUUUGUCGCACCAUUCAAAGCAUUCUGGGAAAAAUGAAGCCCUUCAUUGACUUGGAUGGCGAUCAGUACAGCAUUAUUGAGACUUUCAGAGGUGACGCGUGGAGAGGCAGAGAUUGCGAUGAUGUGAACGAUAUGAUUUAUCCAGGACGCAAGCCCAUGAACAGCGAUAUUGCUGCUGAUUCCAACUGCAAUGGAAUAUAUGGAGUAAAUGAGACUUCUGGGCUGCCCUAUGAAGACGAGCUGUGCGAGGGCACCAACUCCCAGGGGCUCAUCUACAUCGGAGACUCGAUCGGGGCGCAUUUUCACAUUCCUCCAGAAUGGCUCACGGCCAGGCAGCUCUCCAUGGAAAUUUUAAAAAACUUCAGCUUUGUGAUCGGCAAUGAAUUGGAUUGGCCUCAGAGCUCUUUUCCCACAGGCUAUCAAAACGUGUCGAUGCCCAUCAUCGAAGGUCAAACCGACUCCAUAUACUGGAGAAUGAGGCAGAGGAACCUCUGCAACCACAGAGACUUCCAGAACAUAUGCUUCAACGGAGCGGCGUCCGGUUCGAUGCUAUCCUACUUGAAAAGCAUCGCCCGGAAGCCUCAGAUUGACAAGCCUGCCGUCGUCUUCUACGGGAUGAUGGGCAACGACGUCUGCGAAAGGUGGAUGAAAUCUCUGGACGACCUCACAACUCCCGAGGAAUUUAGAUCGAAUGUCAUCAAAACAUUGGACACUCUGGAGGGGAUCCUCCCCGAAGGAAGUCACGUGCUUCUCAUCGGCCUCGUGAACGGCAGUUUCAUCUUCGACACGAUGGGUGAGCGGCUGCAUCCCAUCGGACGGUUGCGCGGUGACGUCCGCUACAAAGACGGCUACGAGUGGUUCAACUGCAUGCGCAUAGGACCCUGUUUCGGGUGGAUGAACAAGAACGCUACCAUCCGAGAUGCCACCAGCCAGAGAGCCGAGGAACUCACUAAUGUGUUGAAGGACAUCGCAGCAAACAAAAAAUAUGAUUCGUUUUCCAUCCACUUCCUCAGCAAUCCAUUGAGCACAGUUAUUCGUCAGUGGGAAAAAGAUGGUUUCGCGCUGUGGAAACUUCUUGAACCCGUAGACAGUCUGCAUCCUGUGCAGGAAGUCCUGCCCCUCAUCACCCAGGCCAUGUGGUCCGAAAUCGAAGCAAACUAUCCAGAAAUACUGGGGGACGUGAAUCCAAACAAUGGAGCCAUUCGCAAAAUUUUUGGUGACCAAGGUGGACACUAACCUGAGAACUGUUCAUUCCAUUUGUAAUAUAGUUUCACCCAAGCAAUUCACGAGAUUAACAUGGGACUACCUGCUUCAUCCAAAUAAUUUAUAAUUAUUCAUUGCUUAUAGACUCAGGAUAUACUCAUCUUUUGGAUGCAAUAAAUGGUUUAUCGAAAA
Argiope bruennichi is the source of this 1997-nucleotide messenger RNA. Its product is annotated as acyloxyacyl hydrolase-like. The coding region runs from base 66 to 1838 and encodes 590 amino acids. Lineage: Eukaryota; Metazoa; Arthropoda; Arachnida; Araneae; Araneidae. The transcript has 18 exons. The record is from RefSeq and is a predicted model, not a curated record. Gene Ontology annotation, molecular function: acyloxyacyl hydrolase activity; calcium ion binding. Gene Ontology annotation, biological process: negative regulation of inflammatory response; lipopolysaccharide catabolic process.